AUGCCUGAAACCAAGAGGUUUGACGGGAGGAGCAGCAGCGGAAAAUGGAAGUGGUUGUGUGUCUUCUCGCUCCUUGAUUGUUGCGCGCUCAUCUUUCUCUCCGUCUACUUCAUAAUUACAUUGUCCGAUUUAGAAUGUGAUUACAUUAAUGCUAGAUCAUGUUGCUCAAAAUUAAACAAUUGGGUAACUCCAGAACUGAUUGGUCAUACCAUUGUCACUGUGCUAAUGCUUAUUUCAUUGCACUGGUUCAUCUUCCUUCUCAAUUUACCUGCUGCCACUUGGAAUAUAUAUCGGUUCAUUAUGGUGUCAAGUGGUAACAUGGGAGUGUUUGACCCAACAGAAAUACACAACCGAGGACAGCUAAAGUCACAUAUGAAAGAGGCAAUGAUCAAGCUUGGUUUCCACUUGCUAUGUUUCUUCAUGUAUCUUUAUAGUAUGAUUUUAGCUUUGAUAAAUGACUGAGCCCACAUUACAGUGUACUGCACAUUUGAGGAGCUACACUACUUAAACCAUCUUUAGAACCGUAACCAUAGCAGUAUAUAUUUUCGUCUUUGAACAA
Messenger RNA from Perognathus longimembris pacificus (Pacific pocket mouse), 559 nucleotides. RefSeq names its product protein cornichon homolog 4-like. Gene Ontology annotation, biological process: endoplasmic reticulum to Golgi vesicle-mediated transport. Gene Ontology annotation, cellular component: COPII-coated ER to Golgi transport vesicle; endoplasmic reticulum membrane. The coding region runs from base 1 to 462 and encodes 153 amino acids. The record is from RefSeq and is a predicted model, not a curated record. NCBI's taxonomy places the organism in Eukaryota, Metazoa, Chordata, Mammalia, Rodentia, Heteromyidae. The transcript is spliced from 2 exons.